Messenger RNA from Coccinella septempunctata (seven-spotted ladybird), 1417 nucleotides. RefSeq lists its product as uncharacterized. The record is from RefSeq and is a predicted model, not a curated record. The coding region runs from base 27 to 1214 and encodes 395 amino acids. NCBI's taxonomy places the organism in Eukaryota, Metazoa, Arthropoda, Insecta, Coleoptera, Coccinellidae. The transcript is spliced from 2 exons.
ACUUGAAACCCAUAUUGCAGUAUGCAAUGAAAGUGAAUGUAGCUGCAAAAGUACUGAGUCGUACAGUUGCAGCUUACGUAUUCACUUUGGUCAGUGGAGGGCAACUGGACUCGGAAGCUGUCGCUACGGCAAACUUCAUCACGGAAGUGGACAUGCUGUUCGACAGCUUCAAUGGGAAAGCGGCUGUAGGUCCUUUUGGAAAGGAGCUGAGGGGACCUUUGAAGCUAGGCUCCCCUCACUUAAAAUUUUGGAAGGAGGAACAUGAGAAGGUGCAAAAUUGGCAGUUCAUGAGGUAUACAAAAAAUGGCAGAAUCCGAAAAUCUAUGCCACCUUCCCAAACAGGUUGGCUCCAAUCUAUAAAUGCGAUUCAAAUGAUCUGGAAAUACUUAAGGAACAAUGGUUUCAUUUCCCUGAGGACCAGAUCUUUGAAUCAAGAUCCAUUGGAGAACCUGUUUGGGCAAAUAAGGUAUGGUUGCGGAUCCAAUGACAAUCCUACAGUGCAGCAAUUCAUUGGAACCCUGAAAACACAACUCCUCAAUGGUUUGGUUAAUCAAAGCUUUCAGGGGAGAAAUUGUGAGGAUGACGAAAAUACACUUUUGUGCAAUUUGAAAUCAUUCCUCAAUAUUUCCCUUGAGAGGGAGGAGAUGGAAGUUCCAGAAGAUGCUUCUUUGACCGAUCAAAUACCUCAGUUCCAGACGUCACCUGAGGAACUGUCGGUUAAUAUAUCGAGAGAAGUUUCUUCUGGAAACCCUGGUGUUUUUUCGGUAGCAUAUGUGGCAGGAGCUAUUCUGAAGGCCCUCAAAAAACACAUAUGCUGUGCCUUAUGCGAUAAUAUGAUCAGUUCAUCCAGUUCAGAACCUCAAAAUUUAUUCAUAGCGAAUAAAGAAUGGUCGGAUGAAAGAUCAGUCCUAAUGUACCCAAGUGAAAGGUACUUUGUUGCUGUAGGAUGUGGAUUUAACAGGUUGGAGGAAUUUUUAGAUAACUCCCCAUCCCAUCCUAAAGUAGCAGCAACCGCACUUGGGGUACUUAGAUCUGACAUAAAUUUUGAGGAUCUAGGAUGUCCUGAUCAUAAAAAUCGCAUAAGGGACAUCACGACUGCUGCAAUAUGCAGGAUUGGCAUUCCUUGGUGGUGCAAAAGGAAGUGCGAAGAAGUAAAGUCAGAUGCCAAAAAAAAGGCCUAUGAAAAAAAAAUUAAAAAAUUGCGUCAUUCCUGAUUUAAUUUAUUUUUUUACUUCUCUUCGACCAGCUUUUGCAUCAUCACCCAUUUCGAUCGCCAUUCUUGUCUACCUUUAUGACCUUCAUGGCUCUAAUUUUCAUGUUUUUCAAAAAUUUCAAAGUUUAAUGAAUUUUAUAUGUUCUAAUCUUCAAUUUCUAUGUACCAAUUGUAAUAAAUUCUUGGAUUCACCAGCUAUAUAUA